UCUGGCAGGGUUGUUUACAUGGCAGAGGAGACUGGAAGGCCAAGGCUGACGUGGGCUUCCGGGGACCGUUAACUUAUUUUUAUUGGCCCAGUGAAACCUUUCUUUUUUUCCCUCCUUCAGACCAGCAAGAUCCAAGUUCCCCCGUGACCAGGGUGACGAUGAUACACACCAUAAACAGCAUCAAGGAUUCCCUGCUGGAGAUGUUUGAAUUGGUGUCACAAAUGUUUUCAUUGUCGGUGCGUGUGUGGUCACUGGCCAUCACUGUCCUGCUGCAGCUGCUUGUUAUCCUGGUGGGGCUGCUGUGCCUCUGCUGGUUACUUCUCAAACUUUGUGUGUAUACAUUGCCAAGAGGUGACCCAGGGCAGAUUCACAUAGCCUUCUUUCACCCAUACUGCAAUGCUGGUGGAGGAGGGGAAAGGGUGCUGUGGUGUUCUAUCAGGUCACUGCAGAGAAAGUACAAAAAUAUCAAAUGCUACAUUUAUACUGGAGACACAGACGCUUCACCUCAGGAGAUUCUUCAAAAAGCAAGAGAAAGGUUCAACGUUUCCUUGCCACAGCCUGUAGAGUUUAUAUUCUUGAGAAGUCGCAGCAUUGUUGAGGCUAAAUAUUAUCCAUUCCUUACACUGUUCAUGCAGAGUCUUGGAUCUAUCAUGUUGGCAGGGGAGGCAUUAUCAAAGUUUCGCCCAGACAUUUAUAUUGACACAAUGGGCUAUGCAUUCACAUAUCCAGUGUUUCGCUUCAUUGGGGGAUGUGUCGUGGGAUGCUACACUCACUACCCCACGAUUAGUACUGACAUGUUGAACAGAAUUGCAGAUCGGGUUGAAUCUCACAACAACAGGAGAAUUAUUGCUAACAGUACAUUUUUCAGUCUAGCAAAGAUGGUGUACUACAGGCUGUUUGCUGAGCUGUAUUCACUGGUUGGUUGGAGUGCACAGGUGGUGAUGGUGAACUCCUCUUGGACGCAUGGGCACAUAUCAAAACUGUGGGGGGUGAACCGACGCACACAUAUUGUUUAUCCUCCAUGUGACACUGAACAGUUCAAAAGUCUUGAGAUAAUCCCAGAUUCAGAGAAAAAAAUCAAAUCCUUAGUGUCCAUCGGUCAGUUUCGUCCUGAGAAAGACCAUGCCUUACAGUUGAAAUCUUUCCAACGCCUCUGUGAAAUAGUGGAUUCUAGUAUAGAUGUUCAGCUUGUGAUAAUUGGUGGCUGCCGAAAUGAGGAAGAUCAGCAGAGGGUCACCUCACUGAAAGAAUUGGCAGCAUCUCUUGACAUUGAGGACAAAGUAGUCUGGAAGCUUAAUGCACCAUUUGAGGAACUUCUUGAGUGUGUUAAGCAAGGUACAAUUGGACUGCAUACAAUGUGGUGCGAACAUUUUGGCAUUUGUGUUGUGGAGUGCAUGGCUGGUGGCCUUAUAAUGGUAGCUCAUGAUUCUGGAGGGCCAAAGAUGGAUAUUGUUAUAGAGCAUGAUGGGCAGCCCACUGGAUACAGGGCAACAGAUGUAGAGUCUUAUGCACAAGCAAUGAAGACUGUCUUGGACUCUUCUGACGAGGCAAAAGAAACAAUGCGAUUAGCAGCCAGGAGUUCUGUUGACAGGUUCAGUGACACUGAGUUUGAAAUGGCCUUCCUUAGUGCUUGUGAGAGUCUGUUUGCAUCCACUAAUGUUGUACUAAAUUAAUCUAUCAUGUUAAAAUGUUACUAGCUUUAGUUAUUUAUUGCAAACAAAUGUUUGACUUGGAUAAUGAAUGAUUCAGCAUUCUUAAGAUUAAUGUUUGCAGUGAUAUUGAAGGCUUAGCAUUGUUGUGGUUUUGAAACCAUUGGGCUUUCCAUGAUCUGUAGCCUUUGCCGUUCUUUCUUGAGUCAACUUUAUAUCAUGCUUUCCGUGGAUAUUGUGGUUACUGAUAAGAAUGCAGGUGGUUGUGAGGCUGAUGAUAACACUAGGGGCUGCAUCCACAUCAAUGCUGUUAUCUCAUUGUCAGUGUGAAGUCACUGAUGAACAGUUGUUUCUGCUUGUUAAUAUGUUGUGUUCUACAUACAUACCAUUUCCAGAACAUUUCCUCCUCAAUCUAUAGAGGACCGACCACCCAGCAGCAGUGAAAUACCAUUUGUUAGUCAGUUAUGUACUUAGUACUUAGUGUUUUCUUGAAACAUUUAAAGUUCUUAAGUCACUGUUGAAAUAAUCUACAGUGAAUGUCCACUAUCUAAUCCCAUCCAUACCGAGAAAUCUUCUUGCCGACUCAUCUGUCCAUCCACCUCUUGUGUGUGUAUGUCAUUCAGCCACGGUCUGCACACAUGCUGACUCGUGAUCACCAGCCAGUACCCUCCCAGACAGAGCUUGAAGCUUCGUAAUGACUGACCUUUGGAUACAGCUGGGACCCGGUGUGAUCUUUAGCAUAGAUAACUAAGGAUCUUCUAUUCCUGAGGGUGUAUCCUCCACUGUAGAUGUAAAGGCACAGGACACAUGGAAGAACACUGAGGCUGUGGACCCUAACCCAGAUGUUAACAAUCUGUUUCUAUAGAACUAGAAAUGAAUAGGUAGACUAGAGGAAGUUUUUUAAGAUGAAUUGUUAACAUUAUGGGAUAAUAUGUGAUAUGUGAUAUGAAGAGAAAAGGGUCUGGUCUCUGUGACGAAAGGCAUACUCUGGAUUUGUGAAGAUAAAGAAAACCUGGAUGACUCUUUUUAAAUUUAUAGUUCCAUAACAGUUAUAUAUGUUUGUAGACUAUAUUUACAAUUUAAAAAGGAAAUGUGUUAUAUUUACGUGUAUCUGAGCAUGCUUUUUAAUAAUUUAUUCAGUCUUGUGAUAUUUAUUAUGAGUUUCUCUGCAGAAGAUAUCUAAUAUUUGAAGUGUAUAUUGCAUGUUAUCCAGUGUCUGCCAGUUAUUACAAUUUGUGGUGCCACACAUGUUAAAAGUUUUCUUCUAAAUGUUAAGCCUUUUUCCAUAUAGGAUUGCAGGUUUUAUUUAAUAUUAGUUCACAGAAGGUACUAUACCAAAGAUUAGGCCUUUCAAUUUUAGGCCAAGGAUUUUGCUUCUUCUGAAAUGUGUUAUGCAAUUAGUAGCUUGUACUUAAGUCAGUUCUUCUAUUGCAUUCCUCUUGCAUAAAAAUUCCUGAAAUCUACAAUACAUAAGUCUAGAUAUGUUGACAGAACUACAUUUUUUGGCAAAAACUCUCCAGAUUUAUAGAAACUGCAUGGUUAUAAAGAUUUACCUUUC
Messenger RNA from Eriocheir sinensis (Chinese mitten crab), 3207 nucleotides. RefSeq names its product GDP-Man:Man(3)GlcNAc(2)-PP-Dol alpha-1,2-mannosyltransferase-like (gene Alg11). Gene Ontology annotation, biological process: protein N-linked glycosylation. Gene Ontology annotation, cellular component: endoplasmic reticulum membrane. The record is from RefSeq and is a predicted model, not a curated record. Gene Ontology annotation, molecular function: GDP-Man:Man(3)GlcNAc(2)-PP-Dol alpha-1,2-mannosyltransferase activity. The coding region runs from base 159 to 1673 and encodes 504 amino acids. The transcript has 4 exons. Lineage: Eukaryota; Metazoa; Arthropoda; Malacostraca; Decapoda; Varunidae.